Messenger RNA from Musa acuminata AAA Group (dessert banana), 3802 nucleotides. RefSeq names its product probable LRR receptor-like serine/threonine-protein kinase At1g74360. Gene Ontology annotation, molecular function: protein binding; protein kinase activity; ATP binding. Gene Ontology annotation, biological process: protein phosphorylation. The transcript is spliced from 2 exons. The record is from RefSeq and is a predicted model, not a curated record. NCBI's taxonomy places the organism in Eukaryota, Viridiplantae, Streptophyta, Magnoliopsida, Zingiberales, Musaceae. Bases 210 to 3689 code for a protein of 1159 amino acids.
AGAGGAAGAAGGUACCGCAUUAUUCAUACCUGCAGGCUGAUGCCAAUAUUUUAUGCACGAUCACCUACCUGACUCCGAGGAUCGUUCUAAUUGGCAGGAAGAGGGAGGAGGAAAUCUAGGAAGAAGAAGUUUCUGUGGAGAGUUCUGAUUUGUUUAUUUUUAGUGUGAAUUUGUUCUUCUUCUCUUCCUUCGAUGAAAGCAACCAGGACAUGUCGGAGGAGGAGGUGAGCUUCUGUUGUUGUAUCAUCCUGAUACUGUCCUCGGUUCUUGUCUCGAGUCAGGCGACCUCCGGCGCCACGGACAAGGAGGUCUUGCUCGAGCUCAAAGGCCAUCUCGAAGCCAAGAAUCCGAUACGCCAAGGCCCCUAUGCUCGGUGGAACCAAUCCGACCCUUCCCCCUGUGAUUGGCUUGGCAUCACCUGCGACGGUGCCGACCGCGUUGUCGGUGUCGAUCUCGCAGAAUCAAACAUAUCCGGCGAACUCUUCCCCCACUUCUACCUCCUCACCGAGCUCGCCCACCUCGACCUCUCCUCCAACACCAUCAGCGGCCCCAUUCCUGCCGACCUCAACCGGUGCAGUGGCCUCAAGUACCUCAACCUCUCCCACAACCUCCUCGAAGGACAGCUGAACUUGACAGGGCUAAUCAACCUCGAGACGCUCGACCUCACGCUCAACCGAUUCAAUGGCAGUAUCCGCUCCAGCUUCCCUGCAAUAUGUCUUAAUCUUGUCACCCUCAACCUUUCGGCGAACAGCUUCUCCGGCGACAUCACGGGUUGCUUCGACGAGUGCCCGAAACUCCAGUACUUCGACCUGAGCUCCAACCAAUUCACCGGACCGAUAUGGCGAGGCUUUCCAAAGCUCAGGGAGUUCUCAGUCUCGGAGAAUAACCUCACAGGAGACUUUCCGUCGAGCACCUUCACGUCCGGCUGCGACCUCGAGAUCUUGGACCUCUCCGCAAACAAGCUCUCCGGGACGUUUCCAAGCUCGAUCGCCAAUUGCUCAAAGCUGACAUCUUUGAACCUGUGGGGGAAUGCAUUCAUCGGCGCAGUUCCGUCCGGCAUCGGUUCGCUCUCGGAGCUCAACGCGCUCAACCUGGGGAAGAACUCGUUCGACCGGAUCAUCCCCGAGGAGUUGUUGAAUUGCUCCAAGCUGGUGUUUCUCGACUUCAGCAAAAGCAACUUCGGCGGCGAUGUCCAGGAAAUCUUCGGCCGGUUCACGACGCUCGAUUAUCUAAUCCUUCAAGGGAAUCAAUACACCGGGGGCAUCGAGUCGUCGGGAAUUCUCAGGCUUCCCAACCUCGUGAGAUUAGACCUGAGCAUAAAUCGUUUUUCCGGCGAUAUCCCGGUCGAGAUCACGAGAAUGCGGAAGCUCAAGAUCUUAAUUUUCGCCUACAACGACUUAUCCGGCGUCAUCCCGCCGGAAUUCGGCAGCAUGACCGGACUUCAGUUACUGGAUCUAUCUCACAACAAGCUCACCGGAUCGAUCCCUGUGGAAAUCGGGAAUUUGACGUCCCUCCUCUGGCUCAUGCUCGCGGACAACAACCUCACGGGCGAGAUCCCGCCGGAGAUGGGCAACUGCAGGAGCUUGAUGUGGCUGAACCUUGCCAACAACCGGCUCUCCGGCAGCAUCCCGCCAGAGAUAGCGACGAUUGGGAUCGAUCCGUUCCCGACGUUCGAGGCCAACCGCCGCCAGAUCCUGGGAGGCAUCGUCGGUUCCGGCGAGUGUUUGGCCAUGCAGCGAUGGAUCCCCGAGAACUAUCCGCCGUUCAACUUCAUCUACAUGCUGAUGACGAGGAAGACCUGCCGGGUUACUUGGGAACGCCUCCUGAAGGGUUACGGGAUCUUCCCCAUCUGCUCCAACUCCUCGACCCGGGUCCGAACCCUGGCCAUCUCCGGAUAUCUCCAGCUCUCCGGCAACCGACUAUCGGGGGGGAUCCCUUCGGAGAUCGGGCGGAUGAGGAACCUCAGCGUGAUCACCGUCGACAAAAACAGGCUCUCCGGCCACCUUCCGCCGGAUAUCGGCGGGCUGCCGCUCGCGGUCCUUAACGUCUCUGACAACAGGCUGUCCGGCGCGAUCCCGGAGGAAAUCGGCUCCCUGCAGUGUCUCUGGAGCCUGGAUCUCUCCCGGAACAACCUCUCCGGCGAGCUUCCGGCGAGCCUGAACAGCCUCUAUGAGCUGAACAAAUUCAACGUCUCUUACAACCCCCUCCUCUCCGGCGUGGUUCCAAUGAGCGGCCAGAUCUCCACCUUCGUUGGCGAUAGUUUCCUCGGGGACCCACUCAUCAGCUUCGCCUCCUCGUCGGCCGGCGGCGCCUCGCCGCCCGUCGGGAGCGGCCGCUCCAUGCAGUGGCGCGGGCGUUGGAAGGUGGUGGCAUUCUGGGUUUUCCUGGCGCUCUGCUCGGUCUUUGUCGCGUGCGGUGCCCUCUUCUUCACGCUCAUCAGGCUCGGGGGCGCCCGCGCGGCAGUGAAUCCGUACGCGGAUCAGGAACCCGACCCGGAGGGGCUCCUUCUUGGCGGCGUGAAGCGGCGGAGUGACGCUGUCGGGUCAUCGACCCCGACGAUGACCACGACCACGUCAUUGGCAGAGGCGGCGUCGGGCUGCUCGUCGGCUGACGGGGCGGGUGUGAGGGUGUUCCGGUUGGACAGGGGAGUUGAAAGGACGGCGUUUACGUACGGGGACAUUGUGGUGGCGACGGGAAACUUCGACGAGGGUAUGGUGGUGGGGCGGGGCGGCCACGGGGUUGUGUACCGCGGAGUGCUGCCGGACGGGAGGCUGGUGGCGGUGAAGAAGCUGCAGCGGAGGGGGAGGGAAAGUGGGGAGGAGGAGGACGAGGGGGAGAGAGAGUUUCGUGCGGAAAUGGAGGUGAUGGCCGGACGGUGCCACCCCAACCUGGUGGCGCUGCAUGGGUGGUGCCUGGCGCGGUCGGCGCGGUUGUUGGUGUACGAGUACAUGGAGGGGGGCAGUCUGGAGGAGGUGAUCGAGGACUGGGGGCGGUUCGGCUGGGAGCGGCGUCUGGCGGCGGCGACCGGGGUGGCGCGGGCGCUGGCGUUCCUGCACCACGAGUGCAUGCCCGCGGUGGUGCACCGGGACGUCAAGGCCAGCAACGUGAUGCUGGACGCGCGGGGCCGGGCGCGGGUCACGGACUUCGGCCUCGCCCGCGCGAUGGGGCCCGGAACGAGCCACGUCAGCACGGUGGUGGCGGGGACUGUCGGUUACGUGGCGCCAGAGUAUGCUCGCACGUGGAGAGCGACCACGCGGGGGGACGUGUACAGCUACGGCGUCCUGGCCAUGGAGCUGGCCACGGGCCGCAGGGCGGUGGACGACGGGGAGGAGUGCCUGGUGGAGCGGGUGAGGCGGGUGGCGACGGGGGAAGGGGGGCAGAGUUUGGCAGAGGCGGCGGGGGAGGAGGAGGGUGCGGCGGAGAUGCUCGGGUUGCUGAUGGUGGGGCUGCGAUGCACUGCGGAGGCACCGGGGGCGAGGCCGGACAUGAGGGAGGUGCUGGCUAUGCUGCUGAAGAUAGCCGACAGGAGUGGUGACGGCGCAAGAGAGACCGGAAGUGAAGGAAGCCAAAGUAGCGCUUCUCCUCCUCAUUGGUCGCUGCAGAGCCACAAUACAUCAUCAUCAUCUUCUUCCUCCGUGCAGAGUUAUUGGGAAGGAUUCUUUCGACAGCAUACAGAACGAGACGUUUAAUGUACAUAGACAGACGUGUUCUUUGACGCAACAUCGUUGUUUGAUAUAUUCUUUUUUCUUCUUUCAUUCCCGACACGAAAAAUAAUCGUAUUAUCGUUGGUUUGGUAAUGUUA